UGCUUGCUUAAACGGUCCCCCAGUGUUCGUCCAAACACCGAUCCGUUCAAACAUCCAGUUUGGUGGACACUUUUUCCCGCUUGCUUGAUACUUUGAAACGUCCCUACGUGCUUCGUCGCUCGCGCUUAGUUGGAGACUCGUUGUCAAUCUCAGUCGUUUUCAUUUCUGGGCGCUUUUACAGACUAUCCUAGCGCAAUGUUCAGAUUACGUGAAUUCUUUUCCGUCAUUUUUCUGCUAUUCAGUUUCUCCGCAACAAUAGGUUUUUCCGUGUCGAAGCUUCGAAGGUUGGAUAACAAUAAAGCAAUGGAGGACACAAUGCCUACUGAAAUAUCGGAAAGUAGUACAAGUGAAAGGAUCCAACUAGAUUCAUGGUUGAAUCACCCUUCGGCUAUCAACAUUAAAUCUUGCUGCGAACGCGUACCUAAAAAAUACUUUGUUGGACAGGGAUUGGAUGGAGAGAUUUCUGUAGAUAUUGGCCAAUGUCGGCAGUCGUGUUCAACAAGGAGGACGAAAAUCAAUCGGAAAGAAUUCGAGGCCAUUUUGAAGGCCAAUUAUUCGGUUGACCCAGUUGAGUUAUUUUUGGCUAUGCAACGUGACAUUUCACCAAAGUCGUGUGGUGACGAUUCCCAUUGUUUACCUACUCGGACCGUCGUUGAACGACACAUGACGAUGUCAGGUAUGCAGGAAGUGUCUGUCAUCGAAGACUGUUCCUGUUUGUCUGAUCCUGAGCUCUGUCAUCGGGUGGAGGAGCGAGCUAUUCAUUUCCCGGGAACACCGUUCGAAACUUCCGUCGAUGUCGGUAGAUGCUCAGGACCUUGUAGCUCCGGUAAUUCGCUCCGCUGCAGGUCGACGAGGAAUAAAACGGUGGCCAUUGCGGGACCAAACGGAGAUACUUGUGUUGAAGUUAUCGACAAGUGUGGCUGUGCAUCAUCAUGUUAUCGAGCCUCUUCAAUGGAACACAUUUACGAUUUUGUAUCACCACUGGACGACGAAACAGCAAACAGUCCUGUCAUUAAGGUAGUCGAUGUUGGGAAAUGUGUUGGAGAAUGCAAUACCUCGCAUCAUAAGGAGCACUGUGUCCUGCGGGAUAAGGACGACAGCUCCAAAUGUUUGAUGUCGCUUACUCGGCGGGAGAACAAUUGCGUUCCUUUGGGCUUCCAGCUUCAUCACUUUCGAAACAAGAACGGCACAGCGAAGAGUAUGCUCUCCAUAACUGAUUGCGGUUGCCAAUAGUCGUGAUUAAGACGCCGAAAAGAAUUUCAGUUAAAUCUAUGAAAAUCAUUCUUCGAAGUGCUUAAUAGUGACAUCACAUCAACGUUUUUAUUGAUCGUGUUACAUUAUCUGAUUUUAUUUUUCGCCGUUCCGAUUCAAUUGGCCAAAUUGUUCACUUUUCCAAAUAUUUUUCCAUUUACAAAACAACUUCGAUAUAUGACAGCUAGCCACUCGGAAAAUAGAGGCACUGUGAUAAUAUAUUUGAAUGCAUUUUUUGUUUACGAGCAAGACGACAACCAAGAAAUUGCAAUAAUCAUCAAAGACUUCCAAACGUCUAUGAAUUUUUGGAACUUUCAUGUGCUUGCUUACAUUGCUUUUGUUUUGUUUAACCAACUUAAUCUUUUUGUAAAUAAACAGCGAACUUAUCAAAA
Daphnia carinata is the source of this 1643-nucleotide messenger RNA. RefSeq lists its product as uncharacterized. Bases 196 to 1233 code for a protein of 345 amino acids. The transcript has 8 exons. The record is from RefSeq and is a predicted model, not a curated record. NCBI's taxonomy places the organism in Eukaryota, Metazoa, Arthropoda, Branchiopoda, Diplostraca, Daphniidae.